CUUCUCUCCUGGAGCUCAUGUGGAUGUAUAGUAGUCGUUGGUCUUGGAUAUUUACAGGUUGCAGCUGCGCAGGAGUACAUAUUACGCCAGCCAGACCGACAACGCCCCCGCAAUCAUGACACCCCACCUGCAUGCUGAGCCCAGCAACGGCUCCCCGCCUUACCGCGAUGAUAUCAGGGCGUUCACUAAGGGAUAUGCAGAGUCUCUCGAUGCACAGGACCCUUUGCGCCACUUUCGGCAAGAAUUUCUCAUUCCCUCUAAAGUCGAUCUGACCAGAAAGUCUCUGGCCACUGACGGCUCCAAUGAAGAGUCUGACCCGAGGUGUAUAUAUCUUUGUGGAAACUCACUGGGCGUCCAACCUCGCAACACCCGCAAGUACAUUGAUCAAUACCUUCGAACAUGGGCCAUCAAGGGCGUAACAGGCCAUUUCCUGCCACACGAGGAUCAAUUGCUUCCGCCGUUCGUCGAUGUGGACGACGCCGGCGCAAGGCUAAUGGCGCCCAUUGUGGGAGCUCACCAAAGUGAGGUGGCGGUGAUGGGCACAUUGACGGCAAACCUGCAUCUGCUGAUGGCAGGCUUCUACCAGCCGACCCAGGAAAGAUACAAAAUUAUCAUAGAGGGAAAGGCGUUCCCAAGUGACCAUUACGCCGUCGAGUCCCAGAUCAGACACCACAAUCUGCGCCCCGAGGAUGCAAUGGUUCUUAUCGAGCCGGAAGAUCUCGACAAGCCGAUUUUGCGGACGGAGCAAAUACUUCAAGUCAUUGACGAACAUGCCGACAGUACGGCCCUUGUUCUUCUCUCUGCCAUCCAGUUCUAUACCGGACAGUAUUUUGAUAUCGAGAAGAUUACCGCUCAUGCUCAGUCAAAGGGUAUCCUUGUUGGUUGGGACUGUGCUCACGCAGCCGGAAAUGUCGACCUGCGCCUGCACGACUGGAAUGUCGAUUUCGCGGCGUGGUGCAAUUACAAGUAUCUCAACAGCGGCCCGGGUGGCAUGGCAGGCUUGUUCGUUCACGAAAAGCAUGAUCGAGCAGAAGGGGGAAAUGCCAGCGGCGAAGGAGAGUCCUUUCGCCCGCGACUCUCAGGAUGGUGGGGAAGCGACAAGAAAACCCGCUUCCUGAUGGACAAUCACUUUCGCCCCCAACCGGGUGCUGCAGGAUACCAGCUAUCGAAUCCAUCCGUCUUGGACAUGAACGCCGUCGCAGCCUCUCUCGAGCUGUUUAACCGGACAUCAAUGGCCGAGAUCCGCCAAAAGUCUUUGAAGAUCACAGCCUACUUGGAACAUCUUCUUCUGGCUGCCCCUUUCGGCUCAGCCUCCUCCGAGAAACGGCCCUUCUCCAUCAUAACGCCCUCUAACCCAGCGGAGCGUGGUGCGCAACUCAGUCUGCGCUUGAAGCCUGGUCUUUUGGAUAACGUCCUGGAGACUCUGGAGGGGAACGGGGUGGUAAUCGACGAGAGGAAACCAGACGUCAUCAGAGUUGCCCCGGCACCACUGUACAAUACCUACACGGAGGUGUGGGAGUUUUGCCGGGUAUUUUUCGAGGCAUGCGAGAAAGCUGUACAAGCCCAGCAGUAACCCGAGGGACGACAAGAAGACAAUUUACGUCGGGUAUACAGUACGAAGUGACGAUGUUCGACGCUCCGGGCUCACUUCAUCUCUCAACUCGAAUGGCAUCAUUCCUUCCAUAUGAAACCUACUAUCCCAGAGAGACUGACAUCUGACCUCAAAACAUAGGCUCGAAGAGGAGUCGUCCUUGGAUACAUAUCAUUUUGCAUAAACCUCUCUGGACAAAUAUUCAUACUUUUUUGAUCAUCUAUCGAUGGGCUUGUGCAUAUAGAUCCUUACCCAAGCCCCCAUACAUAAUAUCUACACUAUCUGGUUGACAGCUUCUGCCGAAGGAUGAAGGCAAGGCUACGAGAGAUGGAUCCACAGAUUUAUUGGAUAUUGCGACUCAUUGUCAGCACUGAUAUGAAUGAAUGAAACUCAGUACCAAGCUGAU
This is a messenger RNA of Aspergillus heteromorphus CBS 117.55, 1997 nucleotides long. It is a transcript of the gene bna5-1, whose product is annotated as kynureninase. The coding region runs from base 116 to 1573 and encodes 485 amino acids. Gene Ontology annotation, biological process: NAD+ biosynthetic process. NCBI's taxonomy places the organism in Eukaryota, Fungi, Ascomycota, Eurotiomycetes, Eurotiales, Aspergillaceae. Gene Ontology annotation, molecular function: pyridoxal phosphate binding; kynureninase activity. Gene Ontology annotation, cellular component: cytoplasm. The transcript is spliced from 4 exons. The record is from RefSeq and is a predicted model, not a curated record.